Molecule: messenger RNA, 1467 nt
Organism: Penicillium verhagenii
Lineage: Eukaryota; Fungi; Ascomycota; Eurotiomycetes; Eurotiales; Aspergillaceae
Product: NOT2/NOT3/NOT5 family protein
Exons: 8
Coding region: 1-1467 (488 amino acids)
Biological process (GO): regulation of DNA-templated transcription; nuclear-transcribed mRNA poly(A) tail shortening
Cellular component (GO): P-body; CCR4-NOT core complex
Source: RefSeq, a predicted model, not a curated record
AUGAAUCGACCAGGUCCUGGUCCGCAGCCGCUACUAGGCAUGUCCGGAUUCCCCGCGCCGCAGCAAGCACAGGCCCGAAACGCAACAUUGACCUCCGCACGAUUGCCAAACGGAAAACUGGGUGGCGCAGCGAAUUGGAACUUCAAUCUGCCUGUGAGCGGAACUCCCACACUACAAACCAACCAGCACCGCAACAUGGGAACUAUGGGUAGCUUUGCGCAAAGCUUGACUGGCUCUCAGCCGGCAACACCGCUAGAUCUAUCCGAAUUUCCUUCCCUUUCAGGCGCACCCCAACAAUCACAAUCCCAGAACCCUGGGCAACUUGUUUGGGCCAAUGCAAGCCAGCGAGCUGCACAACACACUCCCGUACAGAGACAGCAGCACCUUCCUACCUCGCAGCCCCCCUCUCGAACCUCCCAGACCCAACCACAUCCCAUACAGCAGCCUUCGCAACCCCCUCACGAUGACAUUUUCCCAUCUGGCGCUCAGUUUGCCAAUCGAUUGGAUGACUUCAGGAAUGGUGGGCAAGGCAUCAGUAGCCAGCUUGGGGCCGGCACUCAGCCACAGACAGGCAACAUUGAUGAAUUCCCUCCGCUAGGUCGAAAUGUCGCUGCUGAGAUCGGUCAAGAUCGCCGCAGCUCAUUGAUGCAGAAUACGGCGUUCGGGAGCUACAACACUAGUAUUGGAGCAUCACGGUCGCCCGUUAACCAAGGAUCCAAUGGGAUUUUGGGGCAGGAUAAGGAGGACUUGACCAACACCCUCAUGUCGGCUCGGCGUAACUUCAGCGACCCACAACAAUUGCAGCAAAGGCAGCAGCAGGCUAGCGAAGGGCAAGAUGUCCCGGUGGCUACAAAUGGUCAAAGUGCAGAACAGCCAACUCUCGCACAGAUGAGUGAACUUGACCGAUUUGGCCUGGCUGGCCUGUUGCGCAUGAUCCACAGCGAGAACCCCGACGUGGCCGGUCUUGCUGUUGGUCAAGAUUUGAUGACCCUUGGCCUAGACUUGAACCAGCCUGAACCUCUUCACACAUCCUUCGCUUCGCCAUUCGUGGCCUCAAUGUCUGCCGUACCGCUUGAACAAGACUUCACCCUCCCAUCUUGCUACAAUGUUGCGAACAUUCAAGCUCUCCAGUCCCGAAUCCCAGGGUUCAGUGAUGAGACCCUCUUCUACAUCUUCUACAGUAUGCCUCGAGAUAUCAUGCAGGAGCUCGUCGCAGAGGAAUUGAUGGGCCGCAAAUGGCGCUACCAUAAGCUCGAGCGUUGCUGGUUGACACGCGAUGAUUCAUAUCCUGGCCCAGUUGAUGUAGAACGAGGCGUAAGCGAACGUGGCGUGUACCUGCUGUGGGACCCUACCACCUGGAAGAAGAUUCGUCGUGAUUUCAUCCUGCGCUAUGAGGAUCUGGACAACCGGCUGGAUUCCAACCGAGUAAUCAGUCGUGGCGCAAGCCAGGCGCAUCAUGCGUCAUAA